UCGAUUCAUUGGAAUUUAUCUUUUUCACAUAAUUAAAAUGUUUUUGUUAUUAUUAACGUAAGCAACACUACAAACUUGAAACCAAAGUACAACAAAUUCACUAUAUAGACACAACACAAACUGAAUCAUUUAUUAAUGUGAAAGAUUCAUCGUUUUCAACCAAAAAAAAACACAGGAUCGCUGAUUAAUGUUUCUUGAAAAACAUGAAGUUCUGCAAAAAAUACCAGCAAUACAUGCAAGGCCAGGAGAACAAGAAGCUUCCUGAAGUUGGAUUCAAGAAGCUCAAGAAGAUCUUGAAGAAGUGCCGUAGCGACCAUUCUCAUUCUCAUUCUCAUUCUCAAUCUCAAUCUCAAUCCCAUAAAGCAUCUCAAACCUGUCCCAACCAGUGCUCAGUGUGUGAUGGAACGUUCUUCCCUUCGCUUCUCAGUGAAAUGUCUGAGAUAGUUGGAUGCUUUAAUCAACGUGCACAGAAAUUGCUUGAGCUUCAUCUUGCUUCUGGUUUCAGAAAGUAUCUUUUAUGGUUCAAAGGGAAAUUUCAUAAGAAUCACACUGCUCUUAUUCAAGAAGGUGAAGAUCUUGUUACUUAUGCACUCAUCAACGCCACCGCAAUUCGAAAAAUUCUAAAGAAAUAUGAUAAGGUUCAUUAUUCGAAACAAGGUCAAUUGUUUAAGUCACAGGUACAAAGUAUGCAUAAGGAAAUUCUUCAAAGUCCAUGGCUUUGUGAACUCAUGGCUUUUCACAUCAAUUUGAGAGAAACUAAGGUGGACUCAAGGAAGGAAACAGCUUUGUUCGAUGAAUGUUCUCUAACAUUUAAGGAUGGAAAACCAUCACUUACUUGUGAGCUUUUUGAUUCUGUCAAAAUUGAUAUUGACUUGACUUGUUCUAUAUGCUUGGACACAGUGUUUGAUCCAGUUUCUCUGACUUGUGGUCAUAUAUUCUGUUACAUCUGCGCUUGCUCGGCUGCAUCGGUGUCGAUUGUCGAUGGACUUAAGGCCGCGAAUCCUAAAGAAAAAUGUCCUCUAUGCCGCGAGCGUGCGGCUUAUGAAGGUGCUGUGCAUUUGGAAGAACUAAAUAUUCUGUUAGGCCGAAGCUGCCAGGAAUACUGGGAACAAAGGCUGCAAUCUGAGAGGGUAGAAAGGAUUAAGCAAAUAAAGGCACACUGGGAUUCACAGUGUAGAGCUUUUAUGGGCGUUUGAGAAAAUCAUCAAACUUCUAUGGUAGUGUACAGGAGUGGUUUAUGGGCUGAAAUUGUGAAUACACAUUUGUUUGAUUGUAUGUGUUAUGUGUUUAAUAAUUAGUAUGCUUUCAAACUAUCUAUUUGGAGUUUGUCAUGUCUUGUUCUCGCAUAGACUUGAUAAACAUGUGAUAUGAGUUUCGUGUUGCUGUGGUUUUGUUGCAAUCUUCUCUCUUACUUUUAGCUUU
Molecule: messenger RNA, 1422 nt
Organism: Lathyrus oleraceus (garden pea)
Lineage: Eukaryota; Viridiplantae; Streptophyta; Magnoliopsida; Fabales; Fabaceae
Product: probable E3 ubiquitin-protein ligase BAH1-like 1
Exons: 6
Coding region: 204-1196 (330 amino acids)
Molecular function (GO): metal ion binding
Source: RefSeq, a predicted model, not a curated record